AUAUCCAACAACCUAAAUUCAGCAAAUAGCAACAACAAGAGUAGUUAGUUAUCAAUGGAGAAAGUUCAAGUGUUUGGUCUGGCUAUGAUAUUGGUUAUCGCCAUAGGCGUCGAGGUUAGUGAUGCGCAAUCGAGCAUAUGUAAUGUGCCUAUUUCUGGGCUGAUGGCAUGCCAGGGUGCGGUGACUCUUCCGAACCCAUCCGCGCCAACAAGGGCAUGCUGCUCGGCGAUCACUCGAGCUGACAUUCCCUGCCUUUGCAAGUACAAGAAUUCAAGCUUGCUUCCUACCUUUGGAAUUGAUCCAAAUCUUGCCUUGCAGCUUCCUGCCAAGUGCAACCUUCCUGCUCCCAAUUGCUAGAUCCAUCGCUCAUAAUUACCUUUUCUAAAAGUUUGAAUAAUAAAGUAUGUGGUAUAAAUAUUGUUGUUCUAAUAUAAUCCUAUCCCCACUUUGUUGUAAUACUUAAGAGUAAUAAUACAAUCUAUGUUUAUGUUA
Mercurialis annua (annual mercury) is the source of this 492-nucleotide messenger RNA. RefSeq names its product putative lipid-transfer protein DIR1. Gene Ontology annotation, molecular function: fatty acid binding. The coding region runs from base 55 to 357 and encodes 100 amino acids. Lineage: Eukaryota; Viridiplantae; Streptophyta; Magnoliopsida; Malpighiales; Euphorbiaceae. The record is from RefSeq and is a predicted model, not a curated record. The transcript has a single exon. Gene Ontology annotation, biological process: systemic acquired resistance.